UGCCGGGGAUGGACACAUAGGAUAACACGCUGGGGAUGGACACAUAGGAUAACACGCCGGGGAUGGACACAUAGGAUAACAUGCCGGGGAUGGACACACAGGAUAACAUGCCGGGGAUGGACACACAAGAUAACAUGCCGGGGAUGGACACACAGGAUAAUAUGCCGGGGAUGGACACAUAGGAUAACAUGCCGGGGAUGGACACAUAGGAUAACACGCUGGGGAUGGACACAUAGGAUAACAUGCCGGGGAUGGACACACAUAGGAUAACAUGCCGGGGAUGGACACACAUAGGAUAACAUGCCGGGGAUGGACACAUAGGAUAACAUGCCAGGGAUGGACACAUAGGAUAACACGCCGGGGAUGGACACAUAAGAUAACAUGCCGGGGAUGGACACAUAGGAUAACACGCCGGGGAUGGACACAUAGGAUAACACGCCGGGGAUGGACACACGGGAUAACACGCCGGGGAUGGACACAUGGGAUAACACGCCGGGGAUGGACACAUGGGAUAACA
Staurois parvus is the source of this 517-nucleotide messenger RNA. The record is from the annotation of a GenBank genome assembly. NCBI's taxonomy places the organism in Eukaryota, Metazoa, Chordata, Amphibia, Anura, Ranidae.